AAUUGUGUCCUUGUUCCCCGCUUGUUUUAACUAUUAUAUAUAAGAUCAUACUAGUAUCUAAAGUUAUUUAUUUUCCCUCCUUUAAGAUCCAUGAUGACCGAGCUCAAAAUGACUGUCGCACUAUUCUUUGCAUUGCUUUGCGGAUUGAAUUUUUGUUGCGGACUGAAGGAGAUUGUGGAAUCCUAUAAAGUGGAAUUUGAACAACGUGAAGUAGAUGUUGAAUCUGAUGGACCUGUUUCUGGUAAUUCAGUUGACUCGAAUGGACUGGUCUCUGAUAAAUGCAUGAGAUGUAUUUGCAUGGUAGAGUCUCAUUGCAACAACAAUAUAGGAUGCCGUAUGGAUGUUGGUUCUUUGUCCUGUGGACCUUUCCAGAUUAAAAAGGCAUAUUGGAUCGACUGUGGACAACCCAAAGGAGACUACAAGACAUGUGCCAACGACUAUGCAUGUGCCUAUAACUGCAUUCAGACUUAUAUGGCGAGGUACAUUGGUCACAGUGGAUGUCCUAAAAAUUGUGAAAGCUAUGCUCGAAUUCACAAUGGAGGUCCAAGAGGAUGUACAAACCCUAACACCAUUGGAUACUGGAAUAAAAUAAAACAACAGGGUUGCACGAUAUAUAGUUAAAGCCUCUGGACAUAUAUAUUACAUGUGCAUGUUUUAACAUAUUAACUCAAAAUAAAGUCACAUUUAAAAGAA
This is a messenger RNA of Mytilus trossulus (common blue mussel), 693 nucleotides long. Its product is annotated as lysozyme-like. The coding region runs from base 91 to 621 and encodes 176 amino acids. Lineage: Eukaryota; Metazoa; Mollusca; Bivalvia; Mytilida; Mytilidae. Gene Ontology annotation, molecular function: lysozyme activity. The record is from RefSeq and is a predicted model, not a curated record. The transcript has 5 exons.